Molecule: messenger RNA, 972 nt
Organism: Asparagus officinalis (garden asparagus)
Lineage: Eukaryota; Viridiplantae; Streptophyta; Magnoliopsida; Asparagales; Asparagaceae
Product: myristoylated alanine-rich C-kinase substrate-like
Exons: 5
Coding region: 1-972 (323 amino acids)
Source: RefSeq, a predicted model, not a curated record
AUGACCUUCCUCUUUUGUAAGUGGCUAAUUGCCGCUAAUAUCGUCACUCGACGCAGGAGAGUAUCAGACUCAGAGGCAGAGGCAGCUCCACGGCAAGCGACAGAGACGACUCGUGAAACUGGGGUGUCAACUCGAGGAAAAGAAACUGCUGAAUCCUCGAGAAAAGGAAAAGAACCGUCCCGCCCAACGGAUAGUGAAGAGGAGUUUGAUAGUGAAGCGACCGAAACUUCUGAAGGGGAAGGUGAAACUAAUUCAAGUUCUGAAGAGGCAUCUGGUCUCCCUGACUCUUUCUUUGAUAGGGGACUUGUGUGCCCAUCUGCUGCUCCUACUCAAUCACAAGCUGCUCCGAAAAAACGGAAAGAGAGAGUCAUCAUGGAAUAUCCUAACCGGAUGACGGCUCCAACUCAAGCUUCUCCCAGAGCUGAACUUCCCACUAAAUAUCGUCAUGAAGGUUCUGAAGGGCAUCCAUCGAAGAAACAAAAGAAGGCUGCCUCUAAACCACGCGUUCAUCUUCCUGCUCCAGAAGAGACGUCUGGUCGUAGUGCUUCUUCUGAUGAACAAGGAAGUCAAGAAGAGGGAGAAUAUCGAGUUGAAGCUGCUUCUCCUGGUGGUAUGGAGACUGAAGAGACCAGCUUUGUCCAACAGAUGCAGGAUGCUCUGAAGGAAGGACCAGCUGAUGUUCCAUCAACUCCUGACAUUGAUCCAUCAGCUACGGACGCAGGACCAGCUACUGGAACUGAUACUACUAUAAUCACUGGAACAUCUGAUCGGCCGGAGGAAUAUUCUCCUAAGGAGCCUCUCAAUUUGGACCCCCUAUCUUCUGAGGCUUUAGUUGAAAAAGUCCCUGAUGUAGCGGGUGCAUCAACAGCGACCAUUCCUGAACCAACCUUGAUUGUUCAAGAAGCCAGACUACCAUCCUUGGGCGAACCAAGUCAUGCUGAAGGUUCUUCCAUCGAACUUGGUAUGCUUUAG